Aphidius gifuensis is the source of this 357-nucleotide messenger RNA. RefSeq lists its product as uncharacterized. The coding region runs from base 19 to 357 and encodes 112 amino acids. The transcript has 4 exons. The record is from RefSeq and is a predicted model, not a curated record. Lineage: Eukaryota; Metazoa; Arthropoda; Insecta; Hymenoptera; Braconidae.
AGUCCUAGUGGAGUUAUUAUGUUGAGACAUUGGGAUGUGGUUUUGAAAGCAGAUAAUCCAAAUGGAUAUAAUUUAAAAGUUUGUCCAGGUCUCUCUCAUGAUGUCAUUCACCCAAAACCAUUUCAAAAAAUGAAUGUUAGAAGAGCAUUCAGAUUUUUCAGUAUUGCUGCAGGAAUGGAGUUAUUUAAAACUGAAGGAGUACCUGGUUUACAAGAUGCAGAUCCAUCGAAAGAAAUUAUUAAAAUUAUAAAUAAUGUUAUAAGGAUUAUGAACUCGAAAUCCCCAGGAGAAAGUCUGAAAUGGGAUUCCGAUGAUCGCAAGGAGCUUGAAAAUUUUUUAAAUUAUUUGGAUGAAUAA